AUGCUAACGAAACUAUUUGACGUGGAAAAUGUUCAUCUUAUUGCUGAUGAAGACAGUCACGAGGACAAUAUAUCAUCUUCACUGUACCGUUUGGAGGAUCCACGUGGCUUGCGGUAUGGUAAAUCACCGCACUGUUCGCCGCGCGGUUCCUUGUCUACUGAAAUUGCUCAAAGACUAUUGAGGCGAACUGAUUUCCGGGAAAGGAGUAUUAGCGAUGACACUCAGAGUGAGAGCGGAAGCCCUGAACCGUGUUUUCUUCAUCCUGACCACGCCUGGCAAGCCAAUUCAAGAAGGGGAUCAAGCCAGUCUGAACAGCUCGAAGUUGAGCCUUAUGAACUCAGUAAAGAUUACAGUAGGUCACUUCCAGGUAGCCGAAGAAGCAGUUUCCAGAGUCAAGGAGGGACUGACAGCAAACGUGGCAGCACUGGCGAAGCUGACGUUCCAGUCGCCGUUUACAAUCGGGACCGCCGACGCAGUUCAUGCGCAAGGGUGAUGCGAGAUCCUGAUGAGGUAUUGAGAUCUUUAAAAGCUGUUAAAGGAGAGCUGGGUCGAACCAUGAGUCUGUCGUCGGAGAAAAGGCGAGGCAGUCUUUACAGGGUGGAUAUGUGUGCGUGAGACAGAGGAC
Neodiprion fabricii is the source of this 625-nucleotide messenger RNA. RefSeq lists its product as uncharacterized. The transcript is spliced from 4 exons. NCBI's taxonomy places the organism in Eukaryota, Metazoa, Arthropoda, Insecta, Hymenoptera, Diprionidae. Bases 1 to 615 code for a protein of 204 amino acids. The record is from RefSeq and is a predicted model, not a curated record.